CCUUACCUACAGGGGGUUGAGCGGGAGGCAUCUGGGAAUCUAAGGCUGAAUAAGACACCUGUCCCAGCCCUCCUGAAGCUUAGUUUAAUAGAUCACACAAGUAGUAAUUGGUUAAUUUGGGAUUCAAACACAAAUCUGUUAGGCUCGAAAACUUCUGUUAUUUGUUCUACUUUAACAAACUACAUACAACUGAGAAGCCUUAGAGGGUAAACACCUCAGAAAUAGAGGAUAAGACUUUAAAAAGACUUGUAAGAAAGCUGUUUUCAAAAUUUUAUCCUGAAGAAACUAACUCCUUUAAGCUAUUUUUUGUUAUAUUAGCUGGCUUCUGAUUUCUCACUGAAAAUUUGUUGUCAUUUUACAAACUCUAAUAGAAGAUUUACUAUGUAACAAUCAAUGGCAUAAUACAAUAUUUUUAUGCUGAAUUUUUAUUAGAUGCCACCUCAAAUUCUUUUCACAAGUAGGUAUUAAAUUAUGAGUAUAUACUGUUAGUAUUUUACCAUAGGAUACCUGGUGAUAUAACACACAUUAAAUGAUAUUGCACUGCACUGCUACUUUAUUCUCUGAACUAAUUUAACUGAAGCCAAUCUAAAAAUCAUGUUACUUCCAAGGAUGUCAAGUGACUUAAACAGAGCGUCUCUGUCAUCUUGUUCUCUAGUGUGAGAAAGGAAUGAUGACCUGGUGAAUUAGUUUAAGACACUGAAACUGCAGCCCUUUUUUGCCUCCUAUAAGUUUCAAGAUUAGAAUUUUUUAUUAUAGUAAAAAGUGCUUAAUGUUGGCUUUUUUUUUUAAGAAGGAAGAAGGGAGAGAGAGAAAGAGACGGAGUCUCAGACUGGGUGUAUACUUUGGAGUUGUUGGGCCAUUUUUGUGAAAAGGAUAUUUCAAACUGGGUUUGUACUGGUUGGUAUGCAGCAAAAUCAGUUUAGUUGGUCAUGGCCAUUAAAAAAUGAAAGAAUAUCUGAUCACUUGUUUUAUGAAACUCAUUUUAGUUAUAUAAGUCUAUGCAAGAUCGUGGUGUAAAAUUUACUUCAUACUGAGGUUAAAUGUUCAAAGAAGUUGAGAAUCACUGCUGGACGGGGACUUCUCUCUAGCCCUCCUGCUUUCUUUCCCUCCACCCUGAACUUCCACAACCUCAUGACAGGACAUUUCAGUCUUUUCUGAAAACUCGGGUCAGGGAAAGCAUUUUGGGAAGCUGAGGUGUCCGGUAGGAGGGACGAGGCCACACCCUCUCACACUCCACUCUGAGCUCCGGAAUGUAGUAAGAACAUUAAAAAUAUUUCAGCUCCUCAUUCUGAGUGGAGGACACAAUCCGCCAGUGAAAGUGGGUAACUAAGCAGCUAUGAAACACAAAAACAUAUUUACUGUUACACAUUCUUUUACAGCCAAACACCGUGUAUAUUUUAGUGCCCUCUCCCACCUCCUAUUUUUAUCCUUCAGGAGAGAGGCCUGAAUAUGGAGGUGGCCUUAGAUUGUCGGGUACAUAUUUUCCUACCCCCUUUUUCAUCUGCGCGGUUUUCAAAGUGCGUUAACAGAGCCUAUGCAACUCCUGGCGCAAUUGGCUAGCUGAGCCUGAGGAGUGAAGCACCUUCCUUGCUGGCUAAGGAGGGGGCCAGCUGAAGGCUCUUGCCGCGUCGGGUAAUGCUCAAAGGACCCUCAUCGCUGGACGGCGUCGGGAGGAAGGAAGAGCGCUCUGAGGUAGGGCAAGAAAGGGUAUAAAGGGGGACGGGGGAGUCCACCACACAAGGACUCAGAAGAAGCCUCAAUAAAAGGCAAAGUGCAUCUUUGCCGGAUGGUGUAGGAAAGGAGAAAUCGGCAGAAGAAAAAGAACACCACCUAAAAGGGUAACCUCGAGCGUCUCUGCUUCUUGGAACACUCUUAACACAGGCUUCCAGCCCAGCCCACCCAGAGCCAGGUGAGCGGCCGCCACCUCUCCGGCAUCUGCAAGACCUGCUCCUUCAUGAACUUGCCAAGAGCGGAGCGCCUUCGCUCCACACCUCCGCGCAGCCUCCGGGGCUCCGAUAGGGAAGACGGUGCGAUCGAUAUCCUGGGAGAGGAGGAAGAUGAAGAAGAGGAGGAGGAAGAGGAAGACGAGGAACCCGAGGGAAGCCAGCGGCUCCUAGAGCUGCUGCACCAGCCGGAGCCGCAGAAGGCGCGGCGGGGCGCGGGCGCGGGUGCGCUUCCCGGAGAGCCCACCGAGAGCGGCGGCGGUGGCCCAAGCGACUCCUCCGAGUUUGGCCCCAAGUUCGGGGCACCGAUGGGGUCUGCGGCAGCCUCUGCGGGCGCCCCGCAGCCGGCGAAGCCCCCCUACUCAUACAUCGCGCUCAUCACCAUGGCCAUUCUGCAGAGCCCACACAAGCGCCUCACGCUCAGCGGCAUCUGCGCCUUCAUCAGUGGCCGCUUCCCUUACUACCGUCGCAAGUUCCCCGCCUGGCAAAACAGCAUCCGCCACAACCUCUCGCUCAACGACUGCUUCGUCAAAAUCCCCCGGGAGCCGGGACACCCUGGCAAGGGCAACUACUGGAGCCUGGACCCCGCCUCCCAGGACAUGUUCGACAACGGCAGCUUCCUUCGGCGCCGGAAGCGCUUCAAGCGUCACCACCCGCCUCCGGUAGCCCACCUGCACCACCCCUUCCCCCUGCCCGCUGCGCCCGCCGCCCUGCAUGCCCCCUACCCGGGCAUGCUGCUCGGGCCCCCGGCCCCGCCGCAGCCUGUCCCGGGGGCCUAUCCCGCCUCCACUCCCGGGAGCCGCCCGUGCGCGCUGCUGCAUCCUCAUCCCCUCCGCUACCUGCUGCUCUCUGCCCCGGCCUACGCUGAGGCGUCCAGGAAAGCGCAAGGCGCGGAUCUGGUGACCCCCAGCGCCCUUCCGGCGCUGCAGCCCACGCUAGGCUCCCAGCCUUGGGAGGAGGGCAAGGGCCCGGCGUCGCGGCCGGCAGGCGGAUGCACCUCCUUCAGCAUCGAGAGUAUCCUGCAAGGGGUCCGGGGAGCUGGUACAGGCGCCGCUCAGAGUCUGCCCCCGACCCCGUGGGGUUACCGCCACCUGCUGCAGCGCCCGUCGUGCCUGUUGCAUCCUCAGGCCGCUGCCCCCUUGCUCCACGUCUCCGCCGCCGCCGCAUCCGCUGCCCGGACGAUUUUGCAGCAGCAGCAGCAGCAGCAGCAGCAGCAGCAGCAGCAGCAGCAGCACUCUGCCAGCGGCUGCGCUCCCAGCAAGGGCGCUCUGCUGGGCCGGCACCUGUCCGCCACAGCGGCGCUCCUGGGGUGUCAGCCUGGAGUAGAGGGCUCUAGGCUGACGUCGCUGGUCGCCCUUUCGGGCGGAGAGGGGACCUCACCGGCCUUUUGAAUAGCACCCACACCUGCCCUGGACCCGACUCCUUGGGGCGGACGGGGAGCCAACCUGGAGGGCGGAGCCACCCGGGGUCACGAUCUCCUCGCCGCCUGCCCUGGCGCACUCCACCUUCCACAGCCGGGACCAAGAGUGUGUACCUGCAUCCUACAGCGGAGCAACCACUAAUUUCGGUUCGCAGCGAAAUACUUACAGAGGAAAAGUGGUUAUUGUUCCCUUAAGACAACCUGAACGUAAAUGUUCGAUGGCGUCAGCGUCGAACAUUUCUUUUCCAGCCUCCAGUCGUGACUUCCAAGGCUGUUCCGAUUUGCACAUUUCCAGAGGAACUAUGAACGUGAGUGGGGCAUUUUGUUCUGUUAUUAAAAGAAAAACAAAGAAAAUAAAUCGUCCAAUGCACAACGUUUCCCCCAUCUUCAUUCCCUAGGAACUGCAAGUAUUAUUCCCAAAUCCAGCGCAGAAUCCUUGUGCCCUUUUUGUCUUCCUGAAAUCAAUGUGUAA
This is a messenger RNA of Globicephala melas (long-finned pilot whale), 3835 nucleotides long. Its product is annotated as forkhead box protein D4-like 1. The record is from RefSeq and is a predicted model, not a curated record. Lineage: Eukaryota; Metazoa; Chordata; Mammalia; Artiodactyla; Delphinidae. Gene Ontology annotation, biological process: anatomical structure morphogenesis; cell differentiation; regulation of transcription by RNA polymerase II. Gene Ontology annotation, molecular function: RNA polymerase II cis-regulatory region sequence-specific DNA binding; DNA-binding transcription factor activity, RNA polymerase II-specific.